Trypanosoma rangeli is the source of this 1320-nucleotide messenger RNA. RefSeq names its product nucleobase transporter. Gene Ontology annotation, molecular function: nucleoside transmembrane transporter activity. The record is from RefSeq and is a predicted model, not a curated record. Gene Ontology annotation, biological process: nucleoside transmembrane transport. Bases 1 to 1320 code for a protein of 439 amino acids. The transcript has a single exon. Gene Ontology annotation, cellular component: plasma membrane. Lineage: Eukaryota; Euglenozoa; Kinetoplastea; Trypanosomatida; Trypanosomatidae.
AUGUUCUUGGACUCCGAACGAUUUGGAAGGGCAUAUACCUAUGCCACCGCCUUCUUCUGCGGUGUCUCCAUGCUACUGCCCAUUAAUGCCAUUUUUUCUGCUCCCUUAUACGUUAUGAAUUACUAUCAAUACGUGAUGCAAGACCCCGAUGCAGUGUCAGUCCACAAAAACUUCUGGGACAAUUCUCUGACGUAUUACACAAUGAUUGUCUUGGUCACAUCACUAAUCGUGGAACCCUUAACUCUAAGCAAAUCAUUCCGUCGUCUUCCACUGCGGUUGCGUAUGCUGUCGGCACUGUGCAUCCUGUGGUUGGAGAUUGCCGUCCUGAUGGUGGUGCCGGCUGUCGGCGCAUCGGAGGGAGGGGCCAUCGCCACUAUUGUGAUUGCAGGUUUUACCUCAGCACUUGGAAAAUCGGUGUUCGAAACAACAGCAUACGGCUUGUUCGGGGCGUUUCCUUCCCGUUUCAUGAUAACCUUAAUGGGUGGUAUCGGCGUGGCCGGGGUGUUGACGUCCGUCCUACAACUCAUUGUAAAGGCAGCUCUCCCUGAAAACUACGAUGGGAUUCGCACUCAAUCCAAGAUUUUCUAUGGGUUAGUGGUGGGCAUGCAUGGUGUCACCUUCGUUCUGUUAGCCCUGAUUCAGUGGGUCCCGUUUGCUCGGCGUUGCACGGAUUCCCUGAGUGGGGCCCAGCAUAAAACUGAAGACGGUAAAAACGCGCAAACGCCGAAAUCUAAUCACGACACAUCUCCUGAUACCGAAGAGAGAGAUGUUGUGAGGGAUCCACACGCGGGUGGUGACGAUGAUGCUGGACUUCUCGCGAAUACGGACAUAUUGUACGUGUUGAAGCACGUGUACCCGAUGCUCAUUGCGUGUGGCUUCAACUUCUUCGUUACCCUCUACCUCUUCCCAACGAUUGUGGUCUCGGUGGAUUCUUCGGAUUACUGGUAUGGAACGGUCGCCGUCGCCAUCUUCAAUUUUACAGACGUGAUUGGUCGUUUUGCUCCUUCACUGAAGUGCUUGUGGCCUGCACGCUGGAUGGUGGUGGCUGCGUCCUUUGCCCGUGUCAUCUUCAUCCCGCUCCUUCUCAUGUCGUCGUACCACUACAUCCCGGGGUUUACCUUUAACUAUAUCAUGAUGGUGAUUUUUGGUCUGUCGAAUGGCUUUGUUGGUGUUCUCACGCUAACCUUUGGGCCUAUUUCGGAAGGUCUGACGACUACAGGCCAGCGCUUUGUGGCUGGGACGAUGCUUGGCAUUGCCAUCCUCACUGGUGGAUCAAUUGGUACGGCACUGAGCAUCAUGACCCAGACGCUGCGCGAGUAG